This is a messenger RNA of Colletotrichum destructivum, 549 nucleotides long. RefSeq lists its product as uncharacterized. Bases 1 to 324 code for a protein of 107 amino acids. Lineage: Eukaryota; Fungi; Ascomycota; Sordariomycetes; Glomerellales; Glomerellaceae. The transcript has a single exon. The record is from RefSeq and is a predicted model, not a curated record.
AUGUCUGCCUGUGUCGCUCCAGCUGGCCAUCGACCUGUAUGCGUGCGAGGCUGCACCUCGAGAGAGGUCAAAUCACUUCUUGGCGAAGCCCUUACCGCUCUUGGCCGCCGCGAGGCGAGUGGUGGCGUUGUUCCGUCGACCAGCCAGCCCUUCAAGGUUGCCUUCUGUCUCACCGGCAAGUCGAGACUGGGCUUCGGAUGUGGUCAUCGAACCUCAUGGGCUGGCGUCAGUCAAACACUGCACUGCACGUGUGAGAUCUCCCGGCUGCUUUCUCCUUCCAGAUCGAUCCCGCCGCCUCUUAUCUCUCGCUUCUCUCCCUCCUGAUCUGCUUUCUCUCAUCUCUACACACACAACACUUGUGUUACCAACGGCCGCGCCCCCCCAUUGUCUCUCCGCCUCUUCGGGUUCUCGAGCUAGGAUCAUAGCAGUACGCUUUUAGCCCAGAGGAAGAGGAAGCCAGACCUCCUUGUCGCUGCUGGGGAAAGCCCGGACCUCGCGGCGCAACGAACCCCGCCCUGGCCCCAAACAAGCUUCAGCCUGUGUUCACCA